UGAAACUAUAAGAGGCCAUGCUGAGAUGACGAGAGAGACAGCUGAGCGCAGCAGUAACAAACAGUUCCGCCAAGUUUGUUUCUAAGAUGAGACCUCAUUUAAGGACAAGAAACACACGGCAUCGGUAUAUUGCUGGGGGAGCGAGUUUACAGUGAGAGAGGAGCAGGCACAGAGGCUGCCUGUUAACCCUCCUUUCUUCCAGUCUUCCAGUGUGUUCAAGGUACAUCGGGCUGCAGCCAGGAUGUUUCGCAAGGCAACCAAAGACCUGGCAAAGCAGUUGGCUCCAGAUGGAGAUCUGCUCCCAGUUAGCAGCCUUAUCGACCAAGAUCACUUCAGACCCCUAUACCUCGUUCGAAGGAAACCAAAGAGAUACUGGAUGAUUCAUCACCGCUACUACAAAACAGGAGUUAGGCUCAGUGACAUUCUGGUACCUGGACAGGACAGCAGAAAUCUAGGGUUUCUCUCCCCCCUCCCCACAGAUGUCCAGGAUUCUCACACAAUCACUGUUGAGGAUUGCACUGAUAGCAGAGUAGAGUGCACUAUUAAGAUGCCUGAAGACUUUGUGAGUAUGGAAGUGACUGGAGCUGCCAGCACCUACCAAGUGAAGUCCAUCAAGAUGAAAACAGCACGGGUCAGCCCAGCAGCCCUGGAGAUUCUACUAAAAGAAAGGAAAAUCAACAUGGACCAUUCCUUCAUUAAGGAUUUAAGGAAGCACAGAGAGAACUUGUAUAUGAUCAAUGAGGCUGUUCAGGCUUUGGAGGAGACCCCAUUAUACAAGGCCAACACCAUGGAAGGCAACAUUCGGAAUGACAUCUGUGUCCAUUUUUCAUUAAAGGGCACCAGAAGCAGCAAGAGUGUCAUAGUUAUCCCUAAGGACUGUGUCCUGGCAUUCAGAAUCAAGCCGCUAAUUAUCCAAAGUGAAUCAUGGGGUAUUUCCCAUCAUCCAGAUGAUGAAACAUUCGUUGCAGACGGUGUAACAGCGGAAUCUGAUUACUUUCAAGACGGAGGAAUGGAAGGCCUGCAGAGUGACGUUGAAAAGGAAUGUGCAGAGCUCUCUCAGUUGUCCACAGAUCUGCGUGCCAAGUUCUUAAAAUCAAUCAUAGCCGUGAUAAUAAACAGCGACCUCUUGCAAGAACUCCAACUCAAGCUAGAAGAGGUUUUUGAAGAUGCUGAUAAAUGUGAGCUAAAGAGUGAGAAUCCAGACCUGGAAGACCUGCUAAACAAUUUACAGGAUUCUGAAGGAAGCACACAUCUUUACCUUGUUGGGCCGGUUCUCUACACUCUAUACGCACUUGGUGAGCUAACUGAAGAUCAGUUACUGCGGCUGGCACAGUCUGUGGAGAAGCAGAUUGUAUCCAAACAGCUUGAGCUGGUCAAGAGCAUCUUGAAGCAAGAUUUCCACCUGAAACAUGCUUUCAGCCUGGACGCCAAGCUGCUCUCCUGCCUGCAAGAGGAGGAACUGAACAUAACCAAGGCAAUGAUAGAGCUGGGUGGAGUAACGCUGCAGAGAAAUGGACCUUCUUUCACUGGGACUGGAGACCUGGCUGCCUUCUCAGCCCUCAGUGCAUUGUAUGUAGCCUUGUAUGCUUUACAUCUUCUGUCUAGAUCAGACUAGACAUGACACCUUUCCUCACACUAGAAGGGAUGUCAAUAGAAAGACUGAAAAAAUAUUUCCUGAGGUUGAUUAUGGAAAGUGAGUUUUUCUCUACAAAAAGAAUCCCAAAUUUUAUACACACCCACACACUGCAGCAACCUUCCUUGGUCUGGAUGAGACUCUCAUCAUAUCUCCUCAAUGCUGCUUCUAGAUCAGUGGGUGGGAGAAGGGGAUUGUUGCAAGUUGCCUGGCAGCCAAAGGAAGCGAAAAACCACAACCAAAAAUUAAAACAGGCUCCCUCAUGAGAACCCAUGGACCAGGAUGUCAUGAGCUUGUCUGCCUGAUUUUGGCAGAACCUGCCAAUAGGAGCUGGCGGGUAGGGAGCGGUGCCUGCGGGCGAGAGCCGUGCGGAGCCGCUUGCGCGCCUGUGUCUAGGAGCUGGACCUGCUGCUGGCCGCUUCAGGCGCAGUGCGGUUCACAGUGCCAGGACGGGUGGGAAAUCUGUCUCUGGCACCCCAGCUGCGCUGCUGACUGGGCGCCGCUGGAGGUAAGUCUGCACCCCAACCCUAAUGUUACACUGCAUAUGGAAACGAUCGGGGGGCACAACCCCCUAGAGAACAGCCACUAAUUAUAACCUGUAAGUAAUGGAGUAAGCCCUCCCCGCUACUCUACCAGACAACCUGGACCCAACCUUCUCAGGCCCACUAUAAUGGGAAGUCCGGAACACUAAUUGGAAUAGGCGUGGUAUGCCCGUAUGAGAGAAGGUGCAGGGCGCAGUACUACACAAGAGGCAGAUGGAGUAUCAACACCUUCCACCUUAAUGCCUGGCCCUAUCAGGAAGUGUGUUGCCUUAUGUCCUAUGCUUUUCCAGGGAUACCUGGGCCGGAGGAUCCCAAAAGAAAAGGAAAAGAAAGGAAGGUGGAGUGUCAGGAUACAGAUAUUCAGGCCUGUCUGUAAUCGCCCAUACUUUAAGAAUUUAGGUACAUGUUUAUCACUUCGUUAGUUAUAGAGAUAUAAAAGAAUCAAAAUCACUGUCUGCCGGUGUAAGGGCCUUUUCUCACUGUGACAGUUUGAGGCCCUGUUCUUAAACUAAGGCCUUUGGCUAAGCAGUGGGAGCAGCCAUAAGCUGGAAAGUGUCAUGUCAUCACACAUUUCAAACCAGGCAUAUUGAAAUAAGGCAAUCUGGGGCUGUUAGAAAGGGGAUCCGUUCUAUCACCUCCAGAUAAAGGGAAGAGCCUAGAAGAUGUAAAAGGAAAUUUAGUUUGAUAGUUUUCUGUUUGGUAAGAACUCACUUACCAAUAGACAUAGUUGGGAAGCCCUUAUGCCUUUAUAGAUGUAGUUGUGAAAUCCUCACUUCUGUAUUGUUUUGUCAUUAUAGUUCAUAUAAUUGUAUUAUAGUCGCUAUUGUUUAUCUGCAUGGUCUCUGUCUGGUUCUGUGAUUGUUUCUGUCUGCUGUAUAAUUAAUUUUGCUGGGUGUAAACUAAUUAAG
Chelonoidis abingdonii (Abingdon island giant tortoise) is the source of this 3083-nucleotide messenger RNA. Lineage: Eukaryota; Metazoa; Chordata; Testudines; Testudinidae. The record is from RefSeq and is a predicted model, not a curated record.